GACGAAUAAAAGAAAAUGGUUCGACAUCGACGCAUAUUACUAGCGAAGAAAAAGUUGCUAUUACUAGGAUUACUUCAUGAAGAAGUAAAAAUAAAAAGAAGAUACGGUGUCCAUCCCCUCUGGAAACAGCGAAAGGCUAAAGGACAUUAUCAUAAUUUGAUGAAAGAUAUGAGGAAUAAUCAUUCCUCAUUUUUUAGAAAUUAUUUAAGAAUGGCUCCGUCACUAUUUGAUAAAUUAUUAACGCUGAUAGCUGAUCAAUUACAAAAAUACAGCAAUAAUGAGCCUAUUUCUCCUGGUGAACGUUUAGCUAUUACAUUAAGAUUUUUGGCAACUGGAGACUCCUACAAAUCUUUAGCCUAUGCAUUUUAUGUAGGAUUCUCCACAAUCCAAAAAAUAAUACCAGAGACUUGCCAAGUUAUUUGGGACACACUUAAAGAAAAAUACAUUCCGGAACCUACUGAACAGAUAUGGAGGAAGUCUGCCAUAGAAUUUGAAAGAUUAUGGCAAUUCCCAAAUUGCUGUGGAGCAGUUGAUGGCAAGCAUGUCAACAUUCAGCAGCCUGCAAAUAGUGGCUCUCAAUUUUACAAUUAUAAGGGAACUAACUCCAUUGUAUUGUUAGGUAUUGCUGAUGCACAUUGCAAAUUCUUAGCUGUUGAUGUUGGUGCAUAUGGCUCAUUUUCUGAUGGAGGAGUUCUGAAAGCAUCAGCACUAGGCAAAAAUUUGAAAAAUGGAACAUUGGGGAUACCAAGUUCAAGUAUUCUGCCCAAUUCAAAUACUGUAGCACCACAUGUGUUGAUAGGAGAUGAAGCAUUUCAACUCCGCCCAGAUUUUAUGAGACCAUAUCCUGGUAGACAACUGUCCCCUUUGCAGAGUGUGUUUAAUUAUCGCUUAAGUCGAGCAAGGCGUUGUAUUGAAUGUGCCUUUGGUAUACUUGCCAAUCGAUGGAGAAUUUUUCGAAGACCCAUUGCUUUAGCACCAAAUAAUACAGAUAAAAUAAUAAAGGCAGCUGUUGUGUUACACAAUUAUAUGAUCACUGAGAAUAAUUCAUCAGGUAUAAAAGUACUUAAAUUAUUAACGAAGUGGUUGUCCAACAUUUGUUACAAUAAUUAUUUUUGUUAUAUAUUUAUAGUAUUAAUGUCUUCUAGAUGAAGCAGCAUAUUGCCCAGAAGGAUACAGAGAUUAUUUAGAUCCUAAUGGUGUAUUUUGCGAAGGUUCAUGGCGCACAGAUGAAUUGUGUGAGCAAUGGAAGCCAUUCAAACAAAAUGUAUC
Molecule: messenger RNA, 1269 nt
Organism: Centruroides sculpturatus (bark scorpion)
Lineage: Eukaryota; Metazoa; Arthropoda; Arachnida; Scorpiones; Buthidae
Product: protein ALP1-like
Exons: 6
Coding region: 16-1149 (377 amino acids)
Source: RefSeq, a predicted model, not a curated record